This is a messenger RNA of Myripristis murdjan (pinecone soldierfish), 6640 nucleotides long. RefSeq names its product protein mono-ADP-ribosyltransferase PARP14-like. Gene Ontology annotation, biological process: negative regulation of gene expression; protein poly-ADP-ribosylation. The record is from RefSeq and is a predicted model, not a curated record. Lineage: Eukaryota; Metazoa; Chordata; Actinopteri; Holocentriformes; Holocentridae. Bases 61 to 5679 code for a protein of 1872 amino acids. The transcript has 23 exons. Gene Ontology annotation, cellular component: nucleus; cytoplasm. Gene Ontology annotation, molecular function: transcription corepressor activity; NAD+ poly-ADP-ribosyltransferase activity.
GGCUCCACACACCGAGUCGGACGGCGUGAACUGCUUUUCUCAGAGUCCGGAGCGAAGACCAUGGACAACUUUCCGUUUCCCAUCACCGUGGAGGGCGAGUGGAGCCCGGCUCAGUGCAAAGGCAUCAAGAACAAACUUCAGCUUCACUUCCAGAGCAGGAAGAAGUCGAGCGGAGGAGAGUGUCGGGUCGAGGUGGCGGACGAUGGAAGAGCCACUGUGUGCUUCAGAUCAGACGAAGUGAGAGAUCGAGUGCUCGCCCAGCAAAACCACGAAAUCUCCCUGGAGAGCCAAAACGUGAAGCUGCGCCUGUCCUGUCAGUCUAUCCCUGUAAAAGAAGAAGCCCCCCCAGAUUUGCCCAAAAAAUCCCCUGACUCUAACGUUGGACCUGAGAAUGGAGGCUCUGGAGCGGGCAAAGAGGACGCAGAGUCGGCGCAGAGCGUCGCCGCGCUGCUGGAAAACGUUAAAGAUGGCGUUUCGAAGGAAUUGCUGUCGAUGCUGGUGGAGAACGUCUCCGGGCUGGACGAGGACGCAUACGGCCUGGAGGUCAUCUGGGAGACAAACAACGCCGUUGUGACCUUCAGCGAUCCCAGUGAUGUGGAGAGGUUCCUCACGGCGAGCAAGAACAACGUGAAGCUCCAGAAAUUUGAAAUCACUGCUCGGCCACUGGAGGAAGCAAAGAGCGUCCGAGUUGAGAACCUCGCUCCCGCUGUGAUUAGAGAGAUGCUGGAACUCUAUUUUGAGAAGAGCUGGACUCUGCCAGUCAAAAUCAACAUGAUACCAGAGGAACAGGCUGCCAUUGUCACUUUUGAUGACCCUAAAGUUGUGGGAAGUAUUACUAAGAAAAGAGACCAUGUUAUCCGCAAGUUCCCUGUCCGGAUGUAUCUGUACUACGAGUCCCUGGGAUCUGCCCUGUAUGGCAAAGAAAGACCAACAUGGAAAAUGCCUGAACCUUUCACAGAGAGUGUUCACCAAGUUGUCUGGAAAUUCAUCCUGAUGAAGAAACAGUUCAAAACCAUCAGUGAUCAUAUGAGACCCUAUUUCUGUAGUGUGGACAUGGAGAAACCAGAGGUAAAACUCAGCCCUCUUCCUGACUUAUUGAGGCAGAAAGGUCUUACUGCCAAACAUGUGGAUACAUGGAUGGACAAUGCCCAAAAGGCCUUCCGUCAGUUCUUGAAUCAGUAUUCAGCGUUUGAGUGUUUGGCCAAUGCAUCUGCAUGGAAACUGGCAGAGAAAGAUAUCCGUUCAGUGGUGAGAGAAGAUGCUGUUCUGGUGAUGGAUGCAUCCAGGGGUGCUUUGACUGUGGCAGGCCGGGACAGUGACAUGAAACGCAUCAGGGCUUCAGUAGAACGUAUUGUUCUGAAAGCCAUGAGUCAAAUUGAACGGCAGAUGAAUGGUAUAUCUGAAAUGAUGGAUCUGACCCCUGCUAUGUACUAUAUCCUGAAUCAGGAAGGGCUGCAAAAGGCAGCACAGGAUAUUUCCCCUGAGUUGCUUCUCUCCUACCAAGAGGACACCAAGACAUUAACCAUUUCUGGACUUGCUGCGGAGGUUUAUAUGACCAAGUCUUGGAUCUUGGAAAAGACCAUGAAAAUGUCCAAGAAACCACUCCACAUGGACACAUGUCUUCUUGACUUCCUCAAGUCAGUGGACCCCACAGAGAUGUCACAGGACCUGUUCAUAUCCCAGGGCAUAGGCGCUGUCUACAGCAUAGAGAAUAGAGGGGUUUUCCUGACAGGAAUCUCUGAUAGUGUCCUUAAUGAUGCUGAGGAGAAGGUGAAGAUGGCUUUGUCCAUGCAUAUUCUGGACGUGAAAGACCAAAAAGUGCUGCAAUUGCCCAAGUUGAUAGAUCUAAAUCAGCAACUUUCAGAAACCUACAAUUCUUCAAAGAAGAAAACAAUGACUAUCCAGAUCCAACCAGGUGGAAGAAACCAAAUAACAGUGGCUGGCUUCCUUAAUCCAGUGAAAGAGGUCAGCAGCACUCUGAAGAAAUUUAUCGUUGAUUACUCACAUGUUCAAGAAACGAUUCGUGUCCUGUCCUGUGCUGUUGUUCAGUUUAUUCAGGAAAGAAAAUCAGAAACCUGGAAAAGUAUUGCUAAAGAUGAUAAGGUGACAGUGCAUUUCGAUCCCAAGAGGCCAAGAAUCAAAAUAUCUGGGGCUCGUCUUCACGUCCAGAAAGCCAAUACCUCCUUUAAGGAACUGGCUGCUGCUCUCUUCACUGACAACUUCACAGUUGACAAACCUGGGGCAAAAAAGUAUUUCCUGUCUCAGGGAGGCAUGUUUCUGUCUACAGUGAUGAAAGAUCUUGGCUGUGUUGUGGUGCUGCGUCCAGAUAAUGAAGAUGAAGAGGAGGAAGAUCUCUAUGAAGAUAUCGAUGAAGAAUAUGGCCUUGGAACAACAAGCUACUGCAGAGUCCCGACUGCCAGUGGACUUGUGGUCUCAGUCAGCAAGGGGGACAUCUGUAGCCUUCAUGUGGAUGCCGUGGUCAAUGCAGCCAAUGAGGAGUUGAAGCACAUCGGCGGUGUGGCCUUUGCUCUGCUCAAGGCUGCAGGACCACAACUGCAGAAACUCAGUGAUGACUAUAUCUCCAAAAAGGGGCAUCUAAAACCAGGUGAUGCCAUCAUAACAGAUUCAUGUAACCUGCCUUGCAAGUAUGUAGUUCAUGCGGUCGGCCCACGGUUCUCUGAUUUUGACAAGAAGAACGCUGUGUUACGUCUGAAGCAGGCUGUUAAAGAAAGUUUGAGACAGGCAGCAGCAGCCAGCUGCUCCAGUGUUGCUCUGCCAGCUAUCAGCUCUGGUGUGUUUGGCUUUCCUCUUGAUCUCUGUACUGAGACGAUAGCCGAGGCAGUGCGGGAGUACUGUGACAGUCCAAGAGGUCCGGGCUCACUCACUGAGAUUCACCUGAUGGAUAACAACGAUAAUACAGUGAGAUCCCUGGCCAAUGCCAUUAACAAAGAGUUCAGUGACCUAAAACCAGAGAUGACAAUACCACAGCAGGUGGAAAGUGGAAGAGGCAGUGGGUCAUCAAGUGCAAACUGGGAGAGAGGACAGGGGGCCCAAGGAUAUCAGAGUGGGGCACCCAGGGGAGGAGGACGAGGAAGAGGAAGAGGGAGAGGAGGUGGAUACCAGGGACCCCCCAGGUCUGAUCGGGCAGAGGCACCUCCGAUGAAAACGGGAUACGAGAGGGUGGAUCAUGACAGAAUCACCACUACCACACCGGAGGGUCUCAAGAUAAUUCUUAAGAAGGGAAAUAUCCAAGACCAGUUUACCGAUGUCAUCGUCAACACCAUCGCGGAGAACCUGAACCUGAAUCAAGGGGCUGUUUCCAAGGCGAUCCUGGCGGCAGCGGGGCCAGGACUCCAGUCGGCAGUCAGGCAGGAAGCCAGGGCAGCCAUGUUGCAGUACGGCGAUGUUGUCGUCACCGACGGCUUCAACCUGAAGAGUCAGAAGGUCUUUCAUGCAGUUUGCCCUUUCUGGGACAACGGAACUGGCCAGGCAAAGGAGGAAUUAAUAACGGUCAUCAGAUUUUGCCUGACAGAGGCUGAGAAGCACCGAAUGGCAUCAGUGUCUUUCCCAGCCAUCGGCACAGGCAACCUGAGCUUCCCCAGAGAGCUGGUGUCCAGAGUCCUGCUGGGCGAGAUCCAGGCCUUCAGCAGCAGAAGAAAUCCCCAACACCUGAGAGAGGUGGCAGUCGUUGUGCACCCCAGCGACAGCCAGACUGUGGACUGUUUUACCAGGGAGUUCAGAGGUCAGGCCCAUGGACACGUCCAACAUGAAGCCAGCAGUUUUGACCAAUCACCACGCAGACAUCCGCGGCCACAGCAGCAGCAGCAGCAGCCACAGCAGUCCUCAGCCUCCUUUGGCCCCGUGUCAUCGCUCUCCCUCGGCGUGUACCAGAUGAAGAUGGGGCAGCUCACGUUGGAGGUGUCGUCUGGGGACAUCACCAAGGAGACCAGUGAUGCAAUCGUCAACUCCUCCAAUCAGGACUUCAGCCUCAGGAUAGGUGUAUCGAAGGCCAUUUUAGACGCGGCCGGAUCAAACGUGCAGCAGGAGGUGUCGCGGAUCGUCAACGCUCCCGGCUACCAGCAGAGGGCGAUGAUUCUGACGACGGCCGGCCUGCUGCCCAGCGGGGCCAUCAUCCACGUUGUGGGACACAAAGAUCCCGUCAAGAUCAAGGAAGUGGUUUACUCGGUGCUCAAGUUAUCCGAGCAGAACACGUUCUCCUCCGUCUCCUUCCCGGCGCUCGGAACAGGCCAGGGAGGGGCGAGCCCCUCGGCGGUGGCGGACGCCAUGAUCGACGCCGUGGUGGACUUUGUGAGGAAGAAGCCGCAGAGCUGCGUCCGCACAGUCAAGAUCCUGAUCUUCCAGACCAACAUGAUGAAGGAGUUUCACAGGAGCAUGAGGAGGAGAGAGGGAGAGGAGGUGGAGGAGAAGAGCAUCUUCACUAAGGUCAAAGACGCUUUCACUUCCCUCUUCGAGGGAGCCAGUGAGGAGCGACCCACCCGAAGCCACUUGUAUUUGGAGCGGGAGGAGUUUGAACCUGCUGUGUUCCAGCUGUGUGCAGAGAGCAAACAGGUUGUGAGUCAGGCCAAGCAGCGGAUUAAGGACCUGAUCGUGUCCGAGCAGGCGGAGAAGACCAUAACGGACCCGUUCAUCAAUGAGCUGUCGCAGAGCGACAUGGAGGAGCUGAAGGCCCUGCAGAGGAAGCUGACAGUCAGCAUCCGACUGGAGAAGAGGCGGGGCGACCAGGAGCCCUUCAUCCAGCUGGAGGGUCUGACCAGGGACGUGUUCAUUGCUGAAUCAGCUAUAAGGGACAUCAUCCGGAAGGUGGAGAGGACGGAGAACAUGAAGCGGAGGGCCUUUCUGCUGAGUGCACUGGUGCAGUGGCAGUAUCAAGACCAGCAGGGGGUGCUGCAGCCCUUCGACAUCUACACCAACUGCACCCUCGAGGAGGCCCUGGAGAAAAAAAGCCCUGUGAAAAUCAAGAUUAACAACAAAGAAUUCACUGCUGAUCUAAAGCGCAAAAAAGCUGUGUCAGCAGGAGGACGCACUCAGGUGGAACUAAUUAGAAAAGACCUGAAAGUUGCAGAUGAUGUCGCUCUGCCUGCUCAGUGGGAGGAUAUGAAAGGCGUUCCCCUGAAGAGGUGCACGUUGACCCCGACAUCCCAGGAGUACAAGGACGUGGAACAGGAACUUAAAAGGACCGGUCUUACUCCAAACAUCAUCAGCAUUGAACGGAUCCAAAACAAGACACUCUGGCAGAGCUACCAGCUCUUCAAGAAAAACAUGGAGGAGAAGAACAAACACAAAAACAACGAGAAGCAGCUCUUUCAUGGAACUGGCUCCAACUCCAUCGACCUCAUCAACAAUCAAGGCUUCAACCGCAGCUACGCAGGAACACACGCCGCCAUGUACGGCAACGGGUCUUACUUUGCUCUGACUGCCAGCUACUCGCACGGCUAUGCCCAGCUCGACGCUCAAGGGCACCGGCGCAUGUACCUGGCCAGGGUGCUGGUCGGAGAAUUCACUCAGGGGAAAAGGGGCCUGAUCACCCCGCCCGCCAAAGGCUCGGGGAAUGCUGCUGACCUGUACGACAGCGUCACCGAUAACGCCGCCAACCCAUCCAUGUUCAUCGUCUUCAAUGACAUCCAGGCUUACCCAGAGUACCUUAUCACAUAUACGUGAAGUCCCAUGGUGCAGCUGCUGGAGAUGUCUGUGGUGGUGGUGGGAGGUGCUGGUGCUGGUGGGCGCCAGCAAGCAUGCAGUUUAAUUCACAUACUAAUCACAAAAUACAGUAGAUAUGAUAAAAUUACAAUGGCAUUUUAGGGCCAUUGUGGGGGAAUAAAAAUUACAGAGCCAAGAAAAAACAAGAAAAAAACUCAGAUAAAAAACUUCAAAAAGAAAAAAAGAAAGAAAAAAACUCGCAAAAUUAAUGAGGAAAAAGAACCUUGGAAAUUUAGAGAUUAUAAAGUCACAAAUUGAUUUGAGAAUAAAGUGGCAAAUUAAUGAGAAACAACACCUCUCAAAUAUAUGCCAAAAAAAUUGAUAUUUUUUUUCUCUUAAAUUUGUCACUCUAUAAUUUCCAAGUUUUUAGUUUUUUUUCUCAUGAAUCUCAGAAAUUUGAAUUCCCUCUCACCCCCUCAGUCCUUAUAAUGGCCCUAAUGCGCCACCAUACAAAAUAAUGGUAAUUUUUUAAAAGAAAUUUUGUGGAAACUGGGGUCAGAAAAAAUAUAUUCAAAUUUCAAAACAUCAUUUUAUGUGUGUAUGUGUUUGUUUUUUCUAAAGAUUUCCUAAAUAUGAUAUAAACUCAAUAUGUUUGUUCUUACAGCUGAGUAUCAUGCUGUGAAUUAUCUGAAAAUAUUGCAGAAACAUGUUAACAUCUUGACUUGUUGUUUUCCUCAGUGGUUGUUUACUUGUAUCAGCGGACAGCCUGCUGCCUCUCAGCAUUUCUCAUUUAAAUCAAUGGUUAAUGCUAGCUGUGGCUAAUAACUACUGCAAGCCAAUGGGUGACUGUAGCUUGUAGCUAGCAGUACUCGUUGGUUUCAAUGGGGAAUGCUAACAGGACUGGUGUAGGCUGAGACUGCGACUCUUUCCCACAGUUAUUACGGAAACUGUACAACUACUUACCAAUAAAUGUAAUAAAAAU